UUGGUCCCAUCCCCGUAUCAGAGAAUUCCCCGUCGGGAAAAGGAUCGGGGCCGUUGACAUCCCUACCGGCCACGCCGCGCUUGCCACCGGAGUGGAAUAGGAUAAAGCGAAAGCCAAAUGCAGGUCGCCGUCACCAUCACCUCCGCCGUCUAUGCGCGCCCGCAUCCGAAGCCCUCAUUGGUCUCCUUCCUCUGUCAGUCGCCUCCUUGCCGCGUCCGCUUCCGCGCUCCCCCCCGCCCGAACCUGAGGGCGACUGCCAUGGCCGCCUCGUCGCAGCCGCUGACGAUCACGCGGCCCGACGACUGGCACCUCCACCUCCGCGACGGCGGCGUCCUCCAGGCCGUGCUUCCCCACAGCGCGAGGCAUUUUGGGAGGGCUAUCAUCAUGCCCAAUUUGAAGCCACCAGUGACCACGACGGCGCGUGCGGUGGAGUACAGAAAGGAGAUCUCGAGGGCGCUGCCGCCCGGGAGCAGCUUUGUGCCACUCAUGACGCUCUACCUCACGGAUAGCACUAGCCCGGAGGAGAUCAAGCUCGCAAGAAAGAGUGGUGUUGUUUUUGCUGUCAAGUUGUAUCCUGCUGGAGCAACUACCAAUUCCCAAGAUGGUGUCACUGAUAUAUUUGGGAAGUGCUUUCAAGUCCUUGAGGAGAUGGUCAGACAGGAAAUGCCUUUGCUUGUUCAUGGAGAAGUCACAGAUCCACAUGUUGAUACCUUUGAUCGUGAGAAGGUUUUCAUUGAUAGAAUAUUAGCACCACUUGUACAAAAACUUCCACAGCUGAAAAUUGUCAUGGAACAUAUCACAACUAUGGAUGCAGUGAAUUUCAUAGAAUCAUGCGAAGAAGGUCAUGUCGCUGCAACAGUAACUCCCCAGCAUCUCCUUCUCAAUAGGAAUGCUUUGUUUCAGGGUGGCUUGCAGCCUCACAACUAUUGCUUGCCAGUGCUGAAAAGAGAGACUCAUAGACAAGCUAUUGUAUCUGCUGUAACAAGUGGGAGUAGACGGUAUUUUCUUGGUACUGACAGCGCUCCCCAUGAUAAAAGGAAUAAAGAAUGUUCUUGUGGAUGUGCAGGAAUAUAUAGCGCUCCUGUUGCUUUGUCUCUUUAUACGAAAGUAUUUGAAGAGGCUGGUGCCCUAGAUAAGCUAGAAGCAUUUACAAGCUUCAAUGGCCCUGAUUUUUAUGGCCUCCCGAGGAACACUUCAAAGAUUGUCCUGAGAAAGAGUGCCUGGAAAGUUCCUGCGACUUAUAGGUAUAGUUCAGGGGAGAUUGUGCCUAUGUUUACCGGCAGCACCCUUGAAUGGCUUCCAUCUGAUCAGCCUGAAGAAUAAGCAAAAAUGCAUUAUUCGACGAUGCAGUCAGGGGGAAUCAACAAGUGGACUAGUUCCAUUUCUCACCGCUUUUCUGUUAGAAUCAGCGUAGCAAACUGUUUUAAGCCAUAUGCUUGCCCCAUCUGGCAUCCUUGAAAGCAAGAUUAGUGAGAAUGGCUUGUUGAGUUGUUAUAUUCAUUUGAUUUGGUUGCAAAUUUGCAAUACAAUUUCUCAGGAGGAGAGAAUGGCACAAUGUAUACUUUUUUAUGGGUGAUCUAGACACCAAAAGCACCCAUAGCAAAUGUAUUUUAUAUAUCAAUCUUACAGUUCCGUCCUCACAAAA
This is a messenger RNA of Phragmites australis (common reed), 1645 nucleotides long. Its product is annotated as dihydroorotase, mitochondrial-like. The transcript is spliced from 7 exons. Gene Ontology annotation, biological process: 'de novo' pyrimidine nucleobase biosynthetic process; pyrimidine nucleotide biosynthetic process. NCBI's taxonomy places the organism in Eukaryota, Viridiplantae, Streptophyta, Magnoliopsida, Poales, Poaceae. The record is from RefSeq and is a predicted model, not a curated record. The coding region runs from base 118 to 1323 and encodes 401 amino acids. Gene Ontology annotation, cellular component: chloroplast; cytoplasm. Gene Ontology annotation, molecular function: dihydroorotase activity.